This is a messenger RNA of Penaeus monodon (black tiger shrimp), 1641 nucleotides long. Its product is annotated as ras-interacting protein RIP3-like. The transcript has 5 exons. The coding region runs from base 1 to 1641 and encodes 546 amino acids. The record is from RefSeq and is a predicted model, not a curated record. Lineage: Eukaryota; Metazoa; Arthropoda; Malacostraca; Decapoda; Penaeidae.
AUGGCGUUUAUGACCGGAGAGUUCUGUCACCUUGGUAUACGACCUCGCACCCACCGAGCAGACUCUGCCACAAAGACAACAGGCAACAGCAGGCAACAGCAGACAACAGCAGGCAACAACAGACAACAGCAGGCAACAACAGAUAACAGCAGGCAACAGCAGACAACAGCAGGCAAUAGCAGGCAACAACAGACAACAGCAGACAACAACAGACAACAGCAGACACAACAACAGGCAACAGCAGACAACAACAGGCAACAGACAACAACAGGCAACAGCAGACAACAGCAGGCAACAGCAGACAAGCAACAGCAGACAACAGCAGGCAACAGCAGGCAACAGCAGACAACAGCAGACAGCAGCAGGCAACAGCAGGCAACAGCAGGCAACAGCAGGCAACAACAGGCAACAGCAGGCAACAGCAGGCAACAGCAGGCAACAGCAGGCAAUAGCAGGCAACAGCAGGCAAUAGCAGGCAACAGCAGACAACAGCAGGCAACAGCAGGCAACAGCAGGCAACAACAGCAGACAGCAGCAGGCAACAGCAGGCAACAGCAAGAAACAGCAGGCAACAACAGCAAGCAACAGCAAGCAACAGCAGGCAAUAGCAGGCAACCACAGGCAAUAGCAGGCAACAACAGACAACACCAGGCAACAACAGGCAACAGCAGACAACAGCAGGCAACAGGCAACAGCAGGCAACAGCAGACAACAACAGGCAACAACAUACAACAACAGGUAACAGCAGACAACAACAGGCAACAGCAGGCAAUAGUAGACAACAGCAGGCAACAACAUGCAACAGCAGGCAACAGCAGGCAACAGCAGGUAACAAUAGGCAACAGCAGGCAACAACAGGCAACAGCAGGCAACAUCAGGCAACAGCAGGCAACAGCAGACAACAACAGGCAACAACAGUCAACAGCAGACAACAACAGGGAACAGCAGACAACAACAGGCAACAACAAGCAACAGCAGACAACAACAGGCAACAGCAGACAACAGCAGACAACAACAGGCAACAACAGCACAGCAGGCAAGAGCGACAACAACAGGCAACAGCAGGCAACAUCAACAGCAGACAACAACAGGGAACAGCAGACAACAACAGGCAACAACAGACAACAUCAGGUAACAGCAGACAACAACAGGCAGCAGCAGGCAACAACAGGCAACAGCAGACAACAACAGGGAACAGCAGACAACAACAGGCAACAACAGGCAACAUCAGGUAACAGCAGACAACAACAGGCAGCAGCAGGCAACAACAGGCAACAGCAGACAACAACAGGCAACAGCAGACAACAACAGGCAACAACAGGCACCAGCAGGCAACAACAGGCAACAGCAGGCAACAACAGGGAACAGCAGGCAACAGCAGGCAACAGCAGGCAACAACAGGCAACAGCAGACAACAGCAGGCAACAACAGGCAACAGCAGGCAACAUCAGGCAACAACAGGCAUCAGCAGACAACAACAGGCAACAGCAGACAACAGCAGGCAAUUCUCCAUCCAAUCAGGAGAUUUGUUUACAUCCAGCCAAGACGAAAUUUGAGCCGCGGAGUCCAUUUCCUUUUAAAACUUUACUUUUCAUUAGCAGUGGCCACGCGCCAAUGUGUCCUCAAAUUGCCCGAAUCUAG